Messenger RNA from Cajanus cajan (pigeon pea), 2686 nucleotides. The record is from RefSeq and is a predicted model, not a curated record. Lineage: Eukaryota; Viridiplantae; Streptophyta; Magnoliopsida; Fabales; Fabaceae.
GUGGGCGUGGUUCUCCCACUCUGGCGUCCACCUUUGGUACGGUGUACCUUUCUUGCCUUUGAAUCUGAUUCUGGUUCCCUAGGAUCCGUUUUUAUUAGAGUUGGAAGUGACUGCUCCUAACGCUAAGAAUGCUAAGUUGUGUAUUUCUGAGAAGGUGUGAGAGAUUCUGUGAUUGUUAUGGCAUCAAUAUUAGGAAAUUAUCAGUACUUUCUGAGGCCAAACCAGAGCACUUAAUGGUUGAAAAAGUUGUUCAUAUAGAUCGUGUGUCAAAUUUACACUAUCUUCUGCAGUUAUGUGCAAAAACAAGAUCUUCCAUAGGAGGAAGAGCAUGCCAUGCUCAGAUUAUUCGCAUUGGCUUGGACAUGGACAUAUUAACGUCAAAUAUGCUCAUUAACAUGUACUCUAAAUGCUCUUUAGUUGGCAGUGCUCGCAAAAAAUUCAAUGAAAUGCCACUGAAAAGCUUAGUUUCGUGGAAUACAAUGAUUGCAGCACUUAUCCAGAAUGCAGAGUACCAGGAAUCUCUAACACUUUUAAUUCAAAUGCAAAGAGAGGGAACCCCAUUCAAUGAAUUUACCAUUUCCAGUGUUCUAUGUGAGUGUGCCUUCAAAUGUGCUAUACUUGAGUGCAUGCAGUUGCAUGCUUUUUCAAUUAAGGCUGCCAUGGAUUCAAAUUGUUUUGUUGGAACUGGUUUACUCCAUGUCUAUGCUAAGUGCUCUUCCAUAAAAGAUGCAAGUCAGAUAUUUGAGAGUAUGCCUGAGAAGAACGCUGUUACAUGGAGUUCAAUGAUGGCAGGAUUCGUUCAAAAUGGGUUUAAUGAGGAGGCCUUGCUACUUUUUCACAAUGCUCGGUUGAUGGGUUUCGAGCAGGACCCGUUUAUGAUAUCAUCUGCUGUUAGUGCUUGUGCAGGCCUGGCAACUUUGGUCGAAGGGAAGCAAGUGCAUGCCAUUUCAUACAAGUCUGGAUAUGGUUCAAACAUAUAUGUUGUUUCCUCCCUUAUAGACAUGUAUGCCAAAUGUGGCUGCAUAAGAGAAGCUUACCUUAUGUUUCAAGGUGUGGUGGAGGUUAGGAGCGUUGUUUUAUGGAAUGCAAUGAUUUCUGGGUUUGCUAGACAUGCUUGUGCGCUAGAGGCUAUGAUCUUGUUCGAAAAAAUGCAGCAGAGAGGCUUCUUUCCUGAUGAUGUAACAUAUGUAUCUGUACUAAAUGCAUGUAGUCAUAUGGGUUUACAUGAAGAAGGACAAAAGUAUUUUGAUCUCAUGGUUAAACAGCACAAUCUUUCACCCAGUGUCCUUCACUACUCAUGUAUGAUUGAUAUUCUUGGUCGAGCAGGACUGGUUCACAAGGCUUAUGACUUGAUAGAAAGAAUGCCAUUUAAUGCAACUAGUUCUAUGUGGGGUUCACUUUUAGCCUCUUGUAGAAUUUAUGGCAAUAUUGAGUUUGCUGAGAUUGCAGCCAAGCAUCUGUUUGAAAUGGAACCUAACAAUGCAGGAAACCACAUCUUGCUAGCAAACAUAUAUGCAGCUAAUAAAAAGUGGGACGAAGUUGCAAGAGCGAGGAAACUUAUAAGAGAGAGUGAUAUGAGGAAGGAGAGGGGUACGAGUUGGAUUGAAAUUAAGAAUAAGAUUCAUUCAUUUACUGUUGGCGAGAGAAAUCAUCCACAAAUAGAAGAGAUUUAUGCUAAGUUGGAUAAUUUGGUGGUAGAGUUAAAGAAGCUGAAUUACAAGGUUGAUACCAAUAAUGACCUGCACGAUGUUGAAGAGAGCAGGAAACAGAUGCUCUUGAGGCACCACAGUGAGAAGCUUGCUGUUACCUUUGGAUUGAUGUGUUUGCCAAGUGAUAUACCAAUAAGGAUUAUAAAAAACCUCAGAAUUUGUGGUGAUUGCCACACUUUUAUGAAACUUAUCUCCAAGUUUACAAGCAGAGAGAUUGUUGUUCGAGAUACAAACCGUUUUCAUCACUUCAAGGAUGGGUUAUGUUCUUGUGGAGAGUUUUGGUGAAGUUGGGAUAUAUAUUCCCUUUUAUUUACUCCCAACUUUUACUUCCAUUCCUGCAUCCUUAUACCAUAUUUGAGUGACUUUAAGGGGGAGGAGCGAUGAUUAAAUAUUACUAUUAAUUUCUAACCACGUGGAUGGAGAAAAUUUUAUCAGAAGGUGAUCUCUAGGGUAUAAAAAUCACCAAUUCAUGUUUUAUAUGACAUAGGAACUUUUUUCUGAUGCAAAUUGUUGGUUUCAGAUUUUCAGUUUGUAGUAAAGUACGAAGGGAACAGUAUGUGUUUGGAUCUGCGUUCGACGUACGCUGAUUCACGUCAGAUUUGUUACAGAAGUAUGAUGUGCUUCAUUUUUGAAUAUUUGAUGCACGUCCACAGCAUGGUAGUGAGGCCUGAAAUUUCAGUUGUUUUCUGAAAUUAAGUUGGGCGUUUAAGUACAGCAGAUGUUUCCGGAGAAUGGGCCUGAAAUUCAUUUCAAGGGAAUGGAUUUCGUAGUGAGGCCUUUGUUACAUUGAAACGAGGACAAUAGUCGACUGGUGUUAUGAAGAUCAGCUUAUAUUUGUCAAUGCAUUCUUUGACUAAAUAUGUUGCUAAACCCAAAAUGCAGAUCCAAUGUACAAAUUCGAGUUCUUAAUUUGUCAGCUUAUAUUUUUUUUUAAUUAAGUAUAGCUUUUUUCCAACAGAUGGCCUCUUAUUAAAAAU